Molecule: messenger RNA, 1095 nt
Organism: Dendrobium catenatum
Lineage: Eukaryota; Viridiplantae; Streptophyta; Magnoliopsida; Asparagales; Orchidaceae
Product: short-chain dehydrogenase reductase 3b
Exons: 1
Coding region: 98-919 (273 amino acids)
Source: RefSeq, a predicted model, not a curated record
AUUAUCAGAGUAGGUAGCCCAUGCUGUCUGCAACUCUAUAUAACAACAAAGCUCUCGCCAUUCCACAACAAGAGAGAGGGAGAGAAAUAUCAAAUUAAUGGCGUCUAACAAGCCGAAGCUUGAGGGGAAAGUAGCCAUUAUCACAGGCGGAGCUAGCGGCAUAGGCGAAACCACCACCCGCCUCUUCGCUGCCCACGGCGCCUCAGUCAUCAUCGCUGACAUAAACGAUUCCCUCGGCCACCUCGUCGCCGCCUCAAUCUCACCUCACGGCCGCUGCUCCUUCAUCCACUGCGACGUGCGCAACGAACUCCACCUCGCAGCCGCCGUUGACCACGCCAUUACCACCUACGGCCUCCUCGACAUCAUGUUCAGUAACGCCGGCAUAGCCGGCCCCAUUACCGGUGUUCUCGACCUCGACCCCGCCGACCUAGAUCACACUCUCGCCGUCCACGUCCGCGGCACCGCGCUGGCGAUCAAACACGCCGGUCGGGCAAUGGUGGCGGCAGGGACUCGGGGGUCCAUCAUCUGCCAUGCGAGCGUCUCAGGAAUACAAGGCGGGUUCGCGCCGGUGGCCUACAUGACCUCAAAGCACGCGAUUUUGGGGCUUUUGAAGGAGGCGGCGGCGGAGCUUGGUGGGAAAGGAGUGAGGGUGAAUUGUGUGUCCCCGUAUUUGGUGGCAACGCCUCUGGUCUGCGGAGUGCCUGGUGCGGACGUGGCAAAGGUUGAGAAGCUUUUGUGCACGGGGGCGAUACUCAAAGGGGCGGUGCUGAGGGCAGAUGAUGUGGCGACGGCAGUGCUGUUCUUGGCCUCCGACGACUCUGCCUUUAUAAGCGGACAUAACCUCGUUAUCGACGGCGGAGCGACGGUGGUUAACACCACGUUGGCAAAGUUUAUUGAAGGGAUAUACGACUUGGCCUGAAACAGAUUGGUCAUUUAGAAGUUUCAGUAUCAGUUCGAAUAAGCUCUGUGAAGAACUUUAUGUAAGUUUGUUAUUAUCGUCAUCUUUGAAUUUGGGGUUAUAAGUCUUUGUUAUUAUUGGAUAUGGGUACUCUACCUAAUUGGGUUAUUAAAAUGAAAGAAAUUGCACUAUGACAU